CCCCAAAACCCUCCUCGCGCCGCCGCCGACCAGCUCGGUCGAUCCACCGCCGAGGGAGGGAGAAGGGCAGGAGCUGUUACUUGCGAGACUUCACCAUGGCUGGGACCAGGCCGAGAGGGAAUCCGAAAUCCAAGGCCCUGGUCGCCGGGGCAGCGCACGGGAAGAAGAAGAAGAGCGGCGUGACGGGCGGGGCGGGGAAGCGCGGGGAGAGGUGCUCCCGCCAUGGCCCUCGCCUCCCCACGGCGCUGCGCCGGCAGCUCGACGCUCUGGGGCCCAGCCCCUCGAGGGGGUCCGACGACGAGGACGGGGAGGCGGGGUCCGACUCCGGGGGAGACGACGUGUACGAGUACGAGGAGGGGGUGCCCGAGGAGGAGGCCGGGAAGAACAGCCGCUACGACGCCGUCGAGAAGUACGAGUACGAGUUCGACAGCGACGCCUCCAAUGCGGAUGAAGACGUGCCUUCAGAUGAAGGUGAGGAUAUGGAAGAAGAUGAUGCCGGCGAGGAUGAAGAUGAGGAAAAGCAGAUAAGAAUACUUCAGGAGACGACUGGCAUGCCUAGGGAAGCGUUUGAUGGGGGUAAGAAGAAGAAACAGCCACUGGAGCUGCCUUUGCAGCCUGAAGUUGGAGAUGGUCCUGUGACAAUCCAUGAUCUCUUGAAUAAUAUUCAGGGUAAGCCUGGAUAUAGCAAACUCCGGAAGAGGCUGCAACAGCAGGAGAAAAAGCCAAUGGUCGUGCAGGCCCCACUUCCAAAAGUGGAGAGAGAGAAGAUCGAGCGUGGUGUGGUAUACCAGGAAUCCAAGAAGGAGGUCACCAAGUGGGAGCCAUUAGUGAAGAGGAACCGGGAGGCUCCCACACUCUACUUUGAAAAUGAUCUGAACUUAGGAGUCAACACAGUUGGGGCGAUAGCUAGUGAAUUUAAACCAAGAAAUGAGUUUGAGAAGAAGAUGGCUGAGAUAAUCCAUAGCACAGAAAUGAUGGAAGCACAUAAGAACGAUGGUGCUAAAAUCUUGGAACUAAACAAGAUUGAUAUGGAAGAUGUGAGAGAUCGUCAAGAUCGUCUUGCUAAAAUGCGCAGCCUUCUGUUUCGCCAUGAGAUGAAAGCAAAGCGAAUAAAGAAGAUCAAGUCCAGGACAUAUCACAGGAUGUUGAAAAAGGAUAAACUGAAGGCAGCAUCAGCUGAUUUGGAGGCUGAUCCAGAAGCUGCCAAAGAACAUGCUAUGAAACAGGAAUUUAAACGUGCAGAGGAACGGAUGAGACUAAAACACAAGAAUACUUCGAAAUGGGCAAAGCGAAUAUUGAAGCGAGGAUUGGAUGUUCAAGAUGAAGGCACUCGGGCUGCUAUUGCAGCACAACUCCAACAAAAUGCUCUCCUUACUAGAAAAAUGAAUUCCACAAAAGAUGAUUCUAGUAGCAGUGAGGAAAGUUCUGAUGGUGAGGAAGAUGACAAUGAAUCAGAAGAAAACAUUCUGAACAAAGGGAAAGAAAAAAUUCUUAAAGUUCUCGGGAACGAUAAUGAGAUACCAACGUCAGGGGUUUUUUCAUUGCCUUUCAUGGAGCGUGCUAUGAAGAAGCAUGAGGAAGCAACUUAUCAGGAAGCACGGCUAGCUCUUGAAGAGUAUGAUGAAUCAUUGAGGAAAUUGGAGGAUGGUAACACUGAAGAGAAUGGAGAUUCAGUGAAGGUGACUGGUAAAAGAACUUUUGGACCUGUCAAAAAUACAACCAAAGAGACCAAUAAGAAGCAAAAGUUAGAUGAUCCUGACAAGAGCAGUGAUAGCGAAUAUGAAUCUGACUCUUCUCAACAUCUGGACAACAAUGAUGUAAAUAAGGUGGAUGAUGUGCAGCUUGGGACUGCACUUCUGGAUGAUGAAACGCAGGACGAUCUGUUCAAAAGCUUUGAUGAUAUUAUAAAGAAUCCAGGCCCAAAGACAACCUUUGAAGUUGGAAUGUUAGCUGAUAAUUCAUGGAAGAAGUUUAACAGUAGCAAAGGAAAUGACAGAAGCAAUGCCAAUAGUGAUACUGAUAAGUCCAUGCUGAAGGUUCCUUAUAUGGCAGGCCAGAAUCCUAAGCAACUGGAUCACAAUUCUGAUUCAGAUUCUGAGGAAGAGAUGGUUGAGGGUUUAAUGACCAUCUCCGAUACGAAGGAAAGCUAUAAAAUUCCGUCGCAAGCUGAUCUUAUACGACAGGCUUUUGCUGGUGAUGAUGUUGAGGCUGAGUUUGAGAAGGACAAACUUGAUGUUUUAAAUGAAGAGAAUCCUGAACCUGAAAAACCUGCUCUUGUUCCUGGUUGGGGACAGUGGACUGACAUUCAACAGAAAAAGGGACUUCCUUCAUGGAUGGUGAAAGAACAUGAAAACGCGAAAAGGAAGAGGGAAGAAGCCUUGAAGAGGAGGAAGGAUGCAAAGCUCAAGCACGUUAUUAUUUCUGAACAUGUUGACAAGAAGGCUGACAAGCUUUUAGCAAGAAAUCUGCCUUUUCCUUACACUUCGAAAGACGUAUAUGAGCAGAGUAUCCGAAUGCCUAUUGGACCUGAUUUCAACCCAGCUAUAUCAGUUGCUGCUCUGAAUCGGCCUGCGAUUGUCAAGAAGCCUGGAGUUGUCAUCAAGCCAAUACAAUAUGAAGAGGUUGAUCCCCAUGAGAAGCCUGAUGAACCGAAAAGGAUCAUUCAGAGAGCUGUUCCAAAUCCCAAAGCAAAGAAAACAUCUGCAAAAAAAGCAAAGGCGGUGGCCUCCAAUAAGAGGAAGUGAUCUGACCUGGCAAAUUUUUCAAUGUAUAAUCCUUCAGUAAUUUGAUGAGAUAAAGGCAAGGACAUAUCACCUUAAAAGGGUGUGAGAAGAUACCAAGGAUAACUGAGCUGAUUUUCGACAUGGCGAGCUCGAAACAAAACACUCUAGAAGUGUAUAGGAAUUCUCAUCAAACUGCGAGGCUGCUUCAGUAUGUAUGGCUCAUCAAAAGGAUGCAAAUUAUGGCGCGUUGUUCAUACAAUCAGUGUUCUGUUAAGGUUUUGUGAUGCUGCUGCACUGCAGCAGAGAAAUUUUGCUACACGAGAAGUUGUAACCGCAAUUUGUUCUGUUUUGGCACAACGCACAAAUACGAUGUACUCUCCUCGGCAAGUGUUGUCGAGGCUACAUUUUCUGCUAAUAUAACUGUCGAAGUGACUUGCAUCUAAUAUGAUGGCAUGAUCUGACCAACGAGUUAAUCAGUGCUCCUGUGAAAAAUAGUUGAACUUUAUGGGAUAAAAAUGUUUCCAAAUUGUAUUGGAAAAUUUUGUCAGGUGUGAAGUGUACAGUGGAAGAUGACCCUCAGGCCUCAGAAGUCAGAAACAACAUUUCUUAUGUGCUGCCACUAUAUAUGUCAUAGAAUGCAGUUUAGUUAUCCUUGUAUUCAUGUUAU
This is a messenger RNA of Oryza brachyantha (malo sina), 3390 nucleotides long. RefSeq names its product U3 small nucleolar RNA-associated protein 14-like. The coding region runs from base 96 to 2744 and encodes 882 amino acids. The record is from RefSeq and is a predicted model, not a curated record. The transcript has 11 exons. Gene Ontology annotation, cellular component: small-subunit processome; nucleolus. Gene Ontology annotation, biological process: rRNA processing. Lineage: Eukaryota; Viridiplantae; Streptophyta; Magnoliopsida; Poales; Poaceae.